Paramuricea clavata is the source of this 6967-nucleotide messenger RNA. The record is from the annotation of a GenBank genome assembly. NCBI's taxonomy places the organism in Eukaryota, Metazoa, Cnidaria, Anthozoa, Malacalcyonacea, Plexauridae.
UGAUAUCCCAUUUUAUCAUUUGAUAUCACUAUCUAUCCUCCAAUUUCCAAAAUGGCGUACUUUCGAAGCAGAAAAGAGUUACGUUGUGGCGAGUUUUGCGCAGCAUAAAAAAUUAACACGUCAAGGGAUGAUCGGCAGCGUUGAGUUUUGGCAAUGCAAUGGUCUGUAACUGUAGGUAUCGUUACUUUUAUCGUUUUUGCUGGAAGCGUUAAAGGAAUCUUGGCUUUUUCAUUUUGUGCCAUAGUAGCAUUCGUUUUUGCUCGAAACUUGUUCGAUGGAGCAAGUAAGCUCGAUUUUACGCCGUAUUUUGCGUCAAAAGGUCUCGGGUUUGGCAAAGAGAGGGAAGCGUCGAGUAGUACGACAAGGCUUUUCCCUCGCGGAUUAAGAACAUGUCGACAUGCUUUAAUACGAAAUAUUCUCAGAGAUUUCGUGAUAUCUUGGUAUGAAAAUGUAGCAAUUGGCGGAGACUUUAUUUUGGAGACUAGAUCGCUACUAGAGGAAGCGACUGUUCGUUUUUAUGACAAACUAUCAAGAACAUCGGUGAGCUCUCACACUGAGAAGUUAUGUAUCCUUUUGCACACGCAUCUUGCAACCACACAAACUGCAAAAGCAUUGAUGGCAGAAAGCCACAAAAAUUUUGUCGAAACGUAUCGUUCAUUGCAAGAAAAACCUCUUACUUAUCAAAAUGACGAGUUGCAAUAUCUACGAAAUGUCAUUGAUUUGUUACUUUACAGACUUGUACAGCCAAAAACAUUGGGCUGCGAUACCGGCCGAUUUAUCUUACGGGAAAUUUUGGCCUUCAAACUAAUGCUGCCCCUUGUAGACACAAUUUCUGACCCUAAUUUUGUGAACACAUCAAUAAUUAAUAUAUUUGGGCAAAACACAGAUGAGAAUCCACUAACAAGCUCGUUAGAAAUUAAUGAGACCUCAAAAUCUAAUUUAAAAGUGUCGACAUCUUUUAUGGAGUAUCUCGACCAGAAUUUGGAAUUAAAUGGCAAUACAAACCCUAGAACGUUGUCUCAAUCAGGGGCUGCAACAAAAUACAAGUUUAAAGAUGCCACUGUCAUCGAAAAAGAUCACAGUGAAAUUGUGGAACUUUCUAUGGAAGUCCAUUCGCAGGAGGAAAAUGGCUCGUCAAGUUUGGUCGGACCGGAUGAUAGUACCGUUGAUAAAACAGCAGAUAAAAUAAACGAAUCUGCCGUUUGCAAAAGACCUAAAAAUACAGCCAAAGAGCCCAGUCACUCAUCCAUAAUAAAUGGUCUUACCAAAGUUAAGAAUGAUAUAUUUAGGACUAAUAAGGAAAAAGGACAAAAUUCAAAACUCAAUGCCGUUUUGAGUGCCAAAAUUCAUCCGAGCGGAAUUAUGUUCGCUAGACAGUUACGAAAGGCAAACUCUUCUCCUGUUGUGAAGCAAAGUGCGGAAGCUAAUUUGGGAGAAUCUGUCCCGAAAGGGGAAAUUAGUUUGGAGGGAGUGUCGGAAACUGAUGCAUGUCCAGACUUGUUGAACGAAAGUGGUGAUAAUUGUUGUUCUCAGGGUACGUUGGUAAGUUUGGGUUGUGACGACACUGGUUUGGAAACCAUAAAUGGCGAUACUCUACUAUCUGAUAGCCAGUCCAAUCCAAAAUUUAUUUCCGGCAAUGUUGAACGAGAGUCCACAUCAAGCUUCGAAACAGUCGACAUGUAUGAUUGUGGUGUGAAAACAGAUGCUGUCGAUUUUCCCGAAAGUGGCAACUCGACCAAUGAUCUCAAGACAGUUGACCGACAAAUACUUGAAAUGUUGCCCAACGAUGAAAAAUCUAAACCUAGCCAGACGAAUGUUAAUCCGGCCAAAAGUCGGCACCACACGACAAGUUUUUCCAGUACGGAUGAGUGGGACAAUGAAGUUUUUGGGAAAUCAGAGGAAGGAUUAUUUGACGUUGGGGAAGAUUACAAUUUAGAGGCAAACAGCGUUGCUCUUAACUCAGGGCAGGCAGAAGAUGAUAUGGUGUCCCGAGCAGAUUUUGCAAUUCAUGACAUGCCCAAUCCUUGUUCAAUGAUCAGUAUUCUGUCCACUGAAUUGGUUACAGAUCACUCAUUUGAGCCAUAUAAAAGUCGAUAUACAGUCUAUGUUAUUGAGGUAAGCUUUUAUAUUUUGAACAACUUUUGCCUUGUCGGCAGUUGGUAGACAAUCGGAAUUGGUAGAAUUAUCUGUAUUUUCAAUCGCGUUUCAUGUUACACAAUCGCUCAAUCACUAAUUACUUUUAUAUUUUGAACUUUAUUUUCUCAAUGCAUAUAUUAUUUAAAAUUUUACACAUUUUGUGCAGUAUAACACACGACUGUGGCCACACUCUGAAAGUGAUGACCAUCCAGAAGAGACAGAGAGAUCAGAGACAGACACGCAAGGCAAUAUCAAAAGAAGAUAUCGAGAAUUCAUGGAGUUACAUCAUCGACUUUUGUGUGGGUCUUUUGCCAGCUUAAUGAAGGGUACAGUACAUUAAGUUUAACCUUACUAAGUAACUUUGUUUAUACUGGAUAACUCUGUCAGUUUAGACUGUGCUCCCUAGAGGUCCAGUAAUGACAAUCCUUAAUUGGUUCAGUCUUGAUUUUAUUUCAGAUAUUCCAAAGCCAAACAGAAAAUUCAAUUCUCCAUUUUUCCGACUGGACCAAGAUGUCAUUGAAGGAAGGCAGAUACUGCUUGAAAACUAUUUGAAGGUUGGACAUUGUGUUCUGCAUCGCUCUAUCAGUUCUAGGCCAACCUUUGUAGAUGUCCAAUAAGGAUCAUCUCUUAUUGAUGCAGUGUUACUACAGGAGAAAACCUACACUGGAUAGCUUUAUCAGUCCUAAACUGUUCUUCCUAGAGGUCCAGUAAGGAUGAUCUCCAGUGUUACUAAAGGAGGAAACCUAACCUAAACUAACUCUAUUUAUACUAGAUAGCUCUAUCAGUUCUAAACUGUUCUCCCUAGAGGUCCAGUAAGGAUUAUCUCUUAUUGAUCCAGUGUUACUAAAGGAGGAAACCUAACCUAAACUAACUUUAUAUAUACUGGAUAGCUGUCUCAGUUUGAAACUAUUCUUCUUGAAUGUAUUCCUCUAUUUCCUGUAGUGUCUGGUAAAUAAACUUGCCAUCUUAAACUGUGAAGAUUUCAAGGGAUUUCUGGGUAUUGGAGACGAGAGCCAUACAGACUUCAGAAGGCAUAUUAGUGUUGUUCCAACAUUGCCCAAUGUUCCAAGGAUUGAUAAAGUACGUGGAAAUCCAAUGAUUCAAAUUGCUGCUUUGUUUAAUAGGCUCUGUCCCCCCCGUAGACAAUUUUGGGCAAAAUUUUGAAUUUCCUAAAACGUGUUUUUAUGAGUUGUUUUAAUGAAAGAAACGAUCUUUGACCAUUGCUGCAACAUUUGGAGCAGUUUUGGGCAAAAUUUUGAAUUUUGAAAAAAGCAUAAUUUCACCAGAUAUUAGAUAAAUAUUAUUGAUUAAUACAAUUAUGUUUUGUCAAUUUCAUAGAAACUGCAGAAAAAAGUAACAAAGUUUAUCGAUCAUAUCAAGACAGCUUUUGAUACAGGUAAAAUAAAUAUGAAAAUGAUAUAAAUGGUAAAAAUGUGAUAAAUGGUAAAGGUGGGUUACUUUUCUGUGUCAGGUCCAGUGGACGGUGAUAAGGAAGAAGAAUAUGAAGAUAUCAGACAAGUUUUGGGUGAAGAUAAAACAUCGCAAGAUGAGAUCAGAACAUUUGCCAUUUGUUCUCAGGGAUGUAAGGUGGGUUGUGUGACGACUAAUGCCAACUCUUUCACAAUUUCCAAUAGAGCUUUUUCAUAAUGACUUCAAACGUGGAUAAACACUUAUUGUAAUGCGAUAUCCUACAGGACAAUUUUAACCGACGAUUCACACGACAAGUCAUCGCCAUGAAGCUAUUCGAAUUUCAUGAAACAUUUGCAUUGCAAACUGUUGCUAAAUUAGUAUAAACAUUGACCUAUUCAAUAUUAAUAUAUCACAAUUAAGUGUUGAAUGGACCUAUUACCCAAAAAGCAAAAUUUUGAUCGCAACAAGUCUAGACAAAUAUUUCACCACAGCUUGAAAGUGCAUCACAAAAUUAGUAAUAUUCCAAAAUUUCGUUGCAAAAUGUUGUAAAAUGCGGAUAAUAUAGCCCUGCGAAGUUUGUCAUUUUGUAUUACGCACGGGAAAUUGAUAACGCUUUUUGAAAAAGGUAUCAAUUUCCCGUGCGUAUAAUACACAAAAUGACUUAAAAACGGCAAACUUCGCAAGGCUAUAUUAUCCGCAUUUUACAACAUUUUGCAACGAAACUUCGGAAUAUUACUAAUUUUGUGAUGCUCUUCAAGCUGUGAUAAAAUUUUUGUCUAGACUUGUCUAGAACAAAAUUUUGUUCAUUAGGUAAUAGGUCCAUUGAGUUUCAUCAAUAUGUUUCGAAAUGAUUACUCUGAUAGUGUGACCCAAUUUUGGACUUUGUAAUAUUAAAAUAUUUUCGUUCAAAAUUCCUAGUUGAACCACAGUUGCUGUUAUUCAGACAAUUGUUUCCACACUUUCAUACAACAACAGCACGAUGCAAACCAAGCCACGACAGAACACCCCACACCAGAAACCAUUCAGCAAGCAAAAGAAAUCCCAGCUACCAGGCUUAAUUCAGAGAAAACUUGCGCAGAAAAUGGUCAUGCUAAAAAUGGAAAACCUUUGUCGAAUUCCAACCAGUUAAACCGCUCAAAAAUUCCAAGAAAACGAAGUACCACAUCGCCUGUUUUUAGUAAUGGUGGUUCUGAUUCAUGUGACGGUCAAAAGCAAGGGACGACCAAUGCAUUGACAAAAACUGUUCUUAACCUGAGCUGUUAUCUGUUGGAGAAACACGAAUCUUGGGUGUGUUUAGAACCCGUUCAGGAAUCUGCUACUGCUGUGUUUGGUUGUUUUCUUGAAUGGUAAGUUCACAGGCACACUGUGGUACCACUCAACCAUGGAUGGCCCUUACUGGUCCUUUAGGGAGAACAAUUUAAAACUGGUAGAUUUAUCCAGUAUAAAGUUAGUUUAGUUCGAGGUUGAACGUUCCUUAAUUGUCAGUCCUGUGGUAAUAAGGGAUGGCGCUUACCGAAUUUCUAGGGAGAACAUUUUAGACCUGAUAGAGCUACCCAGUAGAAAUAUAGGUUAAAGUCUGAUUCACUUUAGGUGGAUAGAAGGUUUAUUAUCCGAGCUGGUCAGUGAAGAACAAUGGCAGUAUUACCUGACAUUAUUGACAGACACCGUAUGGCCAGGGGGUGAACUCAUGACAUCCUCAGAAGAGGACAAAACUGAGGAGGAAAAAUUAAAGACGAAAGAAGAAGCCAUUCAGACCUUGAGUAAUUUCUUUGGAGGUAAAUAUAGGUUGUGUUGUCAAACACUAUUUCAGUUCCAUAUGAUGUUUAUGUUCGUUGCCACCAAUUGAUGCUUUUGGAUAACUGAGAAACAAUAUACUCUUGUGACCAGUAUUAGGAUAAUGUAAGAAAAGAAUGAAUAAAAGGCAAAUUGGGUGUCAACUGUCAUAAACACAUUUUAGUUGAUUUGGUGUUUAACGGGAAUUUCUAUUAUUGAAUUUCUACCAUUGAUAUUAUAAGGAAGAGGUUAUUUCACUGGCCUAGCUCAAAACGGUGACAAAACGUAACAAAGCAACGGUUUUACUAACACUAACCCUAUGUCAAACACCAACUCUAACCUUAAACCUAAUCCUUACCCUACUCCAAGUUUGUUUCUAAACCAAUCUUGAAGAAAAAGGUUUUCACGAAAUGUCAUUCUGAUCGAGGUCAGCGAACUAACCUUUCUUUUGAUUUAUAUUUGUGGUUUUUGCUUUGUGUAUAGCUGUUCUCCACACUGCCAUUGGAACAGAGGCUAUAGAGUGUUCCGCCAGAGAAAUUGUAGAGUCUUUACAGAAUACAGAAAUUAACAGGUGAGUAAAUAUGCAAAGUCAAAGAUAUGCCACUUAAGUGAUUAAUUAAGUUGCAUUGUGCUGCAGUGCACCCUACUUUAAUAUUGUACUCUGUCUAUGCCAGACGAAUUUAAUUUAAUUUAUCUAACUUUGCGUUGGUAACAAUAUUAAUGAGUUAAAGAAACCCAUCAAAUUACUAUAUCUAUAAAUCAAGGCAGGAUUUCCGCAACAGCUAUGUCCAAUUACUGCGGAUCGUUCUUAACAAUACUUAAUAAACUAGUUAAGUUUACUGAACAGUAAACGACUAAAUAGUUAAAUCAAUCAGUCAAUUAAUGAACUGUUUAAUUGACAUGUUCAAUCAACCAACCAGAGAUCAAUCAAUCAGACACUAAAAAAUAUUUUACCAUUGGUAAAAGCAAAACCCUUCCAUACAAUGUAAUAAAUAGUAAGACUUACAUAACAUCUUACUCAUAAAUCUAGAUCGUAAAUCUUACUCAUCAAGCGGAGUACACUGGUGCCCAAUGGGUUAAGUCAGACUAUUUGCCCAUGUGUCUAGUUAACCCCAUUAUUAAGUUGCAUUGUGCCCUAAUGCAUUUUAUUUUAUUUUGUCUAACACUCAUCAAGAAGACAGUCCUGCAUGGCGCUCAAAUGCUAAUCGCAUAGACCAUCCAAAAUGCUUCUGAUCUUUCUCUUUGUAUAGGCAAGUUCUGUUGGAAGUCUUCGAAGUGAUUUUGGCCGAGGUGUUUCCAGAGUUGAUGGAUGAAAAAGACUCUUAUUUGUCUUCAAGAAAUUGUUAAAGCUUGUAAAUUAAAUGUGAAGUAAAAUGAUUUUAUGCUCAUGUCUGGAAAGUAUAUUGAGAUACUGCAGGCUAACGUGCCAAUUUGUGUUAAAAAUUGUAAAUAAAUAAAUAUAGAGUUUAUUUAUGAAAUGUAGUAUAAAUUAAAUGGUGUUAAAUUAGCAAAUAAAGUGAUUAUAACAUAUUUGAGAAUGUGAGUGGGGGGAUUUUGGAGGGGAUACUCUGUAGUGAUAUGUGAAGGGUUUAAGUAAGAGAGCAAGUAGGGAGGGGGGUGUAAAUAUAUUAUUGGGCACAGGUUUUGG